AUGAAAGAUCCUGGGAGUUUCACCAUUCCAUGUGCCAUUGGUAAUUCUUAUUGUGGCAUGGCAUUAUGUGACUUGGGUGCUAGUAUAAAUCUGAUGCCUGUGUCUGUGUAUAGACAAUUGGGAAUUGGUGAAGUCCGACCUACCACAGUGACUCUACAACUUGCAGAUAGAUCUCUUGCUUAUCCAGAUGGGAAGAUUGAGGAUGUCUUGGUAAAAGUUGAUAAGUUCAUUUUCCCAGUUGAUUUCAUUGUGUUGGAUUAUGAGGCAGACAGGGAGGUACCAAUCAUUCUAGGGAGGCCUUUUCUAGCUACUGGUAGAACUUUGAUUGAUGUGCAGAAGGGUGAACUUACUAUGAGGGUUCAAAAUGAGCAGGUGACUUUCAAUGUUUUCAAGGCUAUGAGAUUUCCAGAUGAGGUCGAAGAGUGUUCUGUGGUUUCAGUGGUAAAUUCUUUGGCUUCAAAGGAAUUAUAA
Molecule: messenger RNA, 471 nt
Organism: Humulus lupulus (European hop)
Lineage: Eukaryota; Viridiplantae; Streptophyta; Magnoliopsida; Rosales; Cannabaceae
Exons: 1
Coding region: 1-471 (156 amino acids)
Source: RefSeq, a predicted model, not a curated record